Notothenia coriiceps (black rockcod) is the source of this 812-nucleotide messenger RNA. RefSeq names its product protein saal1-like. Lineage: Eukaryota; Metazoa; Chordata; Actinopteri; Perciformes; Nototheniidae. Gene Ontology annotation, cellular component: nucleoplasm. Gene Ontology annotation, biological process: positive regulation of synoviocyte proliferation. The transcript is spliced from 7 exons. The record is from RefSeq and is a predicted model, not a curated record. The coding region runs from base 72 to 812 and encodes 246 amino acids.
AUAGUGUCGAUGGUGCUGAGGAAGUGGAGCCUGAGAGAUCAUCAUCUCCAACUGAAACACAGUCGCCUGUAAUGGACCGCAACCCAUCACCCCCUCCAAACGCAGGCGAUGGAGAGGAGGACGGCGAUUUGGAUGCCAUUGGAGACACUGUUUACAGCAAGCACUGGCUUUUCAGCACCCUGACUCGUCUCAUCCAUAUGGUCACAGAGCAAUCGGAGGUUGACUCUGAAGGUCAAAUGCAACUCCUUGAUGAUGAUGAGGAAGAUCUAUGUAGAGUCUGGGAUAUGGCAAUGGAUAAGGAUGUGGCUGGUUUUCUGCAGGAAUUCAAAGCUACAGAUAUCCUUCUUGGGGUGAUAGCCAAAUCUCGUUGUCCACGCCUCACAGAAAUUUGCGUGGGAAUCCUUGGGAACAUUGCUUGUUUCCCUGGCACUUGUCUGACUCUAAGUCAAAAUGAAGACCUAGGGGCUGUGCUGUUGCUUCUUCUUGGAGAUGCAGAUCCUCCAACCAUUCUGGAAACGAGCAGAUUGUUGCUGACCUGCGUCUCUCAGAAAGAUGUCUGUUCCCUGUGGCUUCAGCGAAUACGACAGCAGACGUCUGUGCGCUCCAACCUCCUUUUCGUCAUGUGCAGUUCCACGAACACUGACCUGCUUGAGAAAGUUGGGGAGCUCGUUGAUAAACUGUUUGACCUUGAUGAAGAGCUGAUGACAAGUUGGAUAACAGCUCAACAAAAUGAGGAGGAGAAGGAGGGGGAUGGUGAGAGACAUCUGGAGAUGGCAUCGUGUCUCCUGGAGGCAGCCAAACAGCUAAGGUAA